AAGAUAAUAUAGUUAAUACAGGAGAUCGAGCAGUUAAAAAAUACACUGAAGCUAUGUGGAAGCUUGUUGAUGAACUUACCUUCGCAUUUUAUUUUCCCGAUCCUGCUCAGCAUGAUCUUUUCAAGCAUGCACAAGAAAUGAAUAAUGAAG
Messenger RNA from Dentiscutata heterogama, 150 nucleotides. The record is from the annotation of a GenBank genome assembly. Lineage: Eukaryota; Fungi; Glomeromycota; Glomeromycetes; Diversisporales; Gigasporaceae.